Molecule: messenger RNA, 2497 nt
Organism: Papilio polytes (common Mormon)
Lineage: Eukaryota; Metazoa; Arthropoda; Insecta; Lepidoptera; Papilionidae
Gene: Orc1
Product: origin recognition complex subunit 1
Exons: 9
Coding region: 110-2485 (791 amino acids)
Biological process (GO): mitotic DNA replication checkpoint signaling; DNA replication initiation
Cellular component (GO): nuclear origin of replication recognition complex
Molecular function (GO): DNA replication origin binding; chromatin binding; ATP hydrolysis activity
Source: RefSeq, a predicted model, not a curated record
UGACUUUGAUAUUCCAUUUGACAACUGAAUCAAACACAUAAACGGUAAAUUAAAACUUCAAUAACCUUUCAAUUAUUAAAUCAAAUACUUGAAAUUAUAAAUUAAAAUAAUGAGACGAAGAACAGCGAAAUCUAAACCCGUUCUUUGGUUAAGUGACGAGAUACCUAAUGAAAAAUGUUUUACUACGAGCUUCAAACACUACGAAAAGUUUCAAUUCAAAGAAAUUGUUGGUGAGAUUGGUGAUUAUGUGUUAAUUUCUAAUGCGGACGCUGCCGAACCGGACACGGAAGAGGGGUGCGAUGCUGCUAAAAUAUUAUCAUUGUAUGAGGAUCUAUCUAACAAGACUGAUCCAUACAGAGCUAAUGUGCAAUGGUACUCAAAACCAUCUGAUUUGCCCAAAGGAUGUUUGAAUAAAUCGGAUCAAAUUUGUUUCUUUGACAAAGAGGUAAUAGAAGAUCAUCGCCCCUUUGACACUCAUGUUUCUAUAGAAACAUUUUAUAAAAAAUGUUCCAUAACACUUGCACAUACUAAAGACACUGAUAAUGUCAUAACAGGAACUGAACAAUACAAUUAUAUCUGUAGAUAUCGGCUCAUAGCCAACGGUAGGAGAAAGGUUAACCUCGAACCUGCAUUAGAAUUAGAAAGAAAUGCAUUACAAUUAUUAUUUACCCCAAAAAAAAGCAACUCAUUAUCAUCAACACCGAAAACACCAAACUUGUCACGAAGAAUGAGCAGAAUUUCAUUAUCAGAAUCUAACUGGAAUGUAACAAAAAAAGAUGACACAAAAUUAUUACUAAAACGAGCUAUCUUAUGCGAUAAAAAUGAAAAACAAACACCCAUUCAGACAACACCGAAAAAGAUACCAAAAGAUGAACCAAUGCUAAUAGAAACACCGAAGAGUAGUAAAAAAAGAACAAGGAAUUAUGAAGAAAUUUUGUCUAUGGUUUUAAAAGAAAAUCCUAACGAUGAAAUGCCAACAUUGAUCAUCAGAAAAGUGGAACCGAGUACACCGAAAAGAGAAUCAAUAAGUUACGAAUCUAUUCACACACCUAAGAAGGAAUUUGAUAUCCAAUUAGAUGAACAAGUGACCUAUUCAACUCGUUCCGGAAGAAAAACAAAACAUCCCCUUAAGUAUGUAACGGAUGAAACUUCUCCUGUAAAAAGAACACCUAAAAAGAAUAUAAAAAGGUACACAAGUGAUAGUGACGAUGAUUUCAAACCGUUGCCUAAAACACCAACAGCUCUUAGAACACCCAAAACCCCUAGAACUCCUAAAACACCUAGGACAUAUGCUAAAACUCCUAAACGUAGUGCUAAAAGGGUACUAAUGAGUGAGCUUACACCUACUCUACAUUCAAGAGCACAUUCUCUAGAUAAUAUAGAAGAGUUUUUAAAAGAAAAUCAAUCCUUGCCGGGACGAGAGAGUCAAAUGAAGGAAAUACUGUUAUAUGUUAGGAAUAAAUUAUUAGAUAAUGUAAGUGGAUGUAUGUACAUAUCAGGAGUACCAGGUACAGGUAAAACGGCAACCGUGAACUCCGCACUGAAAGUCCUGAAGGAAGAAUCAGAUCUACCCGAGUUUCAAUUAGUUGAGGUCAACGGAAUGAGGAUUGCCGAACCUAGACAAGCAUAUGUGCAAAUAUAUAAACAACUAACUGGUAAAUCUGUCGUAUGGGAACAAGCUUGCUCUUUGUUAGAGAAGCGUUUCACUAAACCCGGUCCGAGGAGAACACCUACUGUCUUAGUUGUUGAUGAGUUAGACGCAUUAUGCACCAGACGUCAAGACGUGCUGUACAGUAUAAUGGAGUGGUCGACACAUGACAGCGCGUUGCUGACUGUACUGGCGGUGGCCAACACUAUGGAUUUACCGGAGCGUGCGCUGGCAUCACGAGUCGCGUCCCGUGUGGGGCUGACACGGUUAACAUUCCCGCCGUACUCGCACGCGCAGCUGCAGCGCAUUGUCGCUGCCAGACUGGGACAUGAUAAUGUUACUGCGGACGCGGUGCAACUUAUAGCCAGGAAAGUGGCAGCAGUCUCAGGCGACGCGCGUCGUGCGCUGGCGCUGUGUUCUCGCGCACUGGAGCUGGCCAGUGCUGGCGCGGGUGCGGGACGCGCUGGCUUGGGGGAGGUGGAGCACGCGCUGGCUGAAGCCGCCUCUAGUGCAGUAGUACGUGCCCUGAAAGCCUGCUCCCCCGCUGAAAGACUCAUGCUGAGAGCGGUCGCUGCUGAGGUUGAAAGAACAGGUUCAGAUGAAACGACAUUAUCACGUGCGCUAGCUAAAGCAGCAGAUAUAGUGGCCAUAGAGGGCCGGCCAUAUGCAUCCGCGCCCAGUAUACGGCCGCCGACGCCAUCUCAGGCGCAGGCCAUUUGCGCCAGACUGGCCGCCGUCAAACUACUGCUCGUGGAGCCGAAACCCUCUGAACCAAGGCUUCUAUUAAAUAUAAGCGCUGACGAUGUGCAUUAUGCUACAAAAGAUAUCACUGUGUAAGGUAUAUGGUCA